GAGAUGUGGUACUGGGUUUUCCUCUGGGCUCUCUUCUCCUCUCUCUUUGUCCAUGGUGCUGUGGGAGUAUUAAUGUUUGUGAUGCUGCAGAGGCAUAGGCAGGGGAGGCUGAUCUCUGUCAUUGUGGUCAGCAUUGGAUUUCUGGGUUCUAUAACUGGAGCAAUGAUAACCAGUGCUGCGGUAGCUGGAAUUUACAGAGUAGCAGGAAAGAAUAUGGCUCCCUUAGAAGCUCUUGUCUUUGGUGUUGGACAGACAGUACUGACAUUAAUUAUCUCAUUUUCAAGAAUUCUUGCAACGCUUUGAGACUUAUAUAGAAGGGGGGAAAAAACCCUACUAGUUCAAAGAAAUCUGAGGAGAAGCUUCCUGAAAGUGGAUUCAUCAGCUUAUGAACUUGAAUUCUAGUGCAAGAGAAAGGAAGCUAUGUGGAACGUGCACUACAAAUCUAGAGGUUCAGUCAAGUGAGCAGACUGUCCUCUAGCGUCUGAACUGUUGUACUUCUGCACUGCGCCUUAUGUGCCUCAGUCGCAGGCAAGGUGCAAUCCAUGUGUGUGAACUUGAGAUAAAGCACCUUGAAUAGCUGCCAGUCAGGUUAAAGCUUGGUGAUGGGAUCGUUGUUCUUAACAGUGUUGUAAUAAAACAAAGGGAUGCUCCUGGAAAUUGCUGUAUGUGCCAAACUUGAAGUUAAAUUCGUAACUGUUGUCUGGGUAAGCUCUGAAAUUGUAAUUAUAGAAGAAAGCUGUGAACGUACACUCCACUUGAAUUCAGGUAAAAUAGCAAGAUUUCUGUAUUAGCAGUAUCUCUCUGAAUGUUGAAUAUUCUUAUUCAGCAUUCAAAACAGCUGUUGGGUCUGUUUCAAAGCCCAGAUGAAUUUUGAUGGGAUUUAAGAACCACAGCUUUAGCAACCCUUAUGUAAUUAGCACUAUGUGUAGAAUGGCUCAUGGCAGUUUUGUGAAGCUCAGCAUAUAAUUUUAUCCUGGUUUUAGCUUGUCAGAAAUCAGUAGUUUAAGGAGACUGUAUGAGGGUUACUAAGUACAAUCUGUGGUGUAUGCACGAACAAAUCUUAAAUUAAUGUUUUCCUUGAAAUUAUUUUGUCUUAAGCAUACAGCUGGUUACCAGACCUUCUGAAAACCUCAGAAAGGCUACUUGUUGCAAACAAGCUCCCUAUAUUUAUUUAAGCAAGCUCCCUAUAUUUAUUUAAGCACUGAUAGGACUCUUAACCCUACAUGUAUUCUUUAAAGAACACACAAAUGUAACAGACUUUAAGAGCAUACACCCAUGAAGAAAAUGGAAAGGGAUGAAAAUAGGAUGUACUGUUUAUCUAUAGAACAAAAAUGUUAAGUUUAAAAUAGUUACUGUACUCCAAAACUUUGGAAGCAGGGCAGCACUAAUGUAUUUACUACCUUGUUUCUGAACACUUUGUAUCUUUGGAAAGAUUAAGAUACCUGAAACUUUCAACGACUUAGCUUUCAGUAGAGUUUGUGCUUUUCUAGUUUUAAAGGGACAGUAGUGUUGUACAUGUGAAAUGUCUUAAAUGUAAAUAUUUUGGAGUGAAUAGAAAUUUCAAGUCUAAUUACGAAUUAUAUAUGAAAUGCAAAAUUUAAAGGGCACAAAGUUCUAUGUGAGGAAUAAGGAAUCUUUUAAAUCUUUUCUCAACUGAAUGCUUUUCAGCAGCCAGUUUUUAAUGCUGACAGGAAGAGUAAAUUACUCGAAGGUUUUGCUGUUCAGAUGUCAAAAAGACUUUCAGGACUGUUGAAACCACUGGCACCUACUGCACAACUGAAAGAGUAUGGUUAAAAUAUAAUUUACAAUCCAGUCAUAUUCCUUUUAUAAGUAUUAGAAUGAAUUAACCUGUAUGCCUUUAUUUUACUCCACAUAAACUGUUGUUUGGUUUUUUUGAAGUGCUAAGAAUGCUAAUAUUUAUUUUCUUUAAAAGUAUUUAAGUCUUGUUUGGAAAAUGUACAAAGCUGCAGUCUUUGCAGGGAACAAGAUAAAAUAUAGGUUUAUGAACCUUUUCAGUGUUAUAUUUUUGGAUUUGAAUUGCUUUAAAAUGUGGCUGAAUGCAUAUAUUCUCAUUAUUUUUGAAUGUCUUUCAAAAACAUUUAUUUUUCAUGGUUUGGGUUUUUUUAUCUUGUGGCUUUGUCAUUCUGCUGAUACUUUCUAACGGAACAAUCAUUGCACUUUAGACAAUGAAAUUACUACAUCUGUAAAAGGCAAUUUAAACCUCCCAUUUUCUUAAAUUAUGAGAACUGGUUUCAGGUACUUAAGUCAAAUUGAAUAAUAAAAUAAUUGAAGAUAUUUCUCCUAAUGUGCCUUGUUACAUAUAUUUUUAAGGGAGAGGAUUUCUUUUUUAAAAAUUUCCAUAUCUUCAUGCUCAUCCUAUUUUUACUAUUUCUAAUUAAUUUGGUUAUUUGAUAUAAUGUCUUACUCAACAGACAUUAAAACAUUUCUGUUUGACAACCUGGAAAUCCUUGUCUGGAUCAAAACCAACCGUUUCAUGAAGCACUGUACUCAGUAAUUUAGAUUGUGUCAUGGCUUUACCUCACACUGAAACUUCUUUCCAAAUUUCUCCAAAUUUCCUUUAGCAUCUCCCUUGUUAUUUAUUGUACAAGGCUAUUAUGCUACCACUGAUCAAUGGCUUGCAGUCUUUCACUAAGCUAAACUAUAACAGGCUAAUACUAACUUAAUGAUUAAUUUCAUUCUUUAUUUUAAUUGCAGUGCCAAUGAAAUUGUUGCUGUUCUAACUUUCCUUCUUUGACCAGGAGGCAUCUUUGCAGAUGUUAAGUUACCUUCCUCCAAAUAAUUUUUACUGCAUGGAUCACUGUAAUCACUUUUAAAACAUUGUUAGGUGCUUAGUUGUCUCUGCUUUAUAUGGCAUUAUUGCCUGGCAACAAUAAAUGCCGAAGUGGCUUUACAGAGACAAAGUUACGUAUUUGAUAGAAAAUUGUUUUUAAGUAUUUCUUGUGAGGAAUAGAUGAAGACAAAUAGUUUAUCUAUGAAGUAUUCUUUGAUCAUAGCGUGAACUUACUGCAGAAGUUCAUAACUCCAGCAGUUAGAGGAAGUGUAAGUGUCCUUAUGUCUGUGAAACUUCAAAGUUUCAUUCCACAUCCUUAGAAACAACAUUGUUAAACAUAAGGUGCUCUAGUCAGUGCAAGUCAGUGCAGUAUAUGCACAUAUAUGUGUGUGUAUAUAUAUAUGAAUGAUGGUUUUGGGGUGUGUUCUAUACCUUGCACAUACUAACAAUUAAAAUAACUUUCCUAA
Molecule: messenger RNA, 3258 nt
Organism: Athene cunicularia (burrowing owl)
Lineage: Eukaryota; Metazoa; Chordata; Aves; Strigiformes; Strigidae
Gene: TMEM170B
Product: transmembrane protein 170B
Exons: 2
Coding region: 4-303 (99 amino acids)
Biological process (GO): negative regulation of canonical Wnt signaling pathway
Cellular component (GO): plasma membrane
Source: RefSeq, a predicted model, not a curated record